UAUGUUUCUACAGGCUCCUCGAUUCUGGCCCUCCUCUUGGCUGGGUACUUGGCCCAGCAGUACCUCCCCCCACCCAAACCAAAGGUGAUCGGCGUGGACCUUGGCACAACCUACUGCUCGGUCGGUGUGUUCCAACCGGGCACCGGCAAGGUGGAGGUGAUUGCGGACAAGGCUGGGCGGAAGAGCCUGCCAAGCAUGGUGUUAUUCACCAACCAAGAGGUGCGAGUAGGGUAUGAAGCGCAGGAACUUGCAGAUGCCAACCCACUGAAUACUGUGUACGACGCGAAACGCUUCAUAGGGAAGCAUUUCACCCCAGAGGAGCUCCGAGCCGAAAGCAGCCGAUACCAGUUUAAGAUCCUCUACAAUAAGGGUCAUGCUGAGUUCUCAGUUUUUGCUAAUGAGUCGCUGAGCGUCACGCCUGAGUACGUCGGCUCCCGGUUAUUGUUCGAAUUGAAGAAGCUGGCCGAGGAGUACCUGGGAGUACCAGUGAGCAAAGCUGUCAUCUCCGUACCAGCAGAGUUCGAUGAGAGGCAGAGGAACCACACGGUGAAGGCUGCACAGCUGGCGGGUAAGCAG
Molecule: messenger RNA, 576 nt
Organism: Chiloscyllium plagiosum (whitespotted bambooshark)
Lineage: Eukaryota; Metazoa; Chordata; Chondrichthyes; Orectolobiformes; Hemiscylliidae
Source: RefSeq, a predicted model, not a curated record